Messenger RNA from Leguminivora glycinivorella, 2576 nucleotides. It is a transcript of the gene Alg9, whose product is annotated as alpha-1,2-mannosyltransferase ALG9. The record is from RefSeq and is a predicted model, not a curated record. Gene Ontology annotation, biological process: protein N-linked glycosylation. Gene Ontology annotation, cellular component: endoplasmic reticulum membrane. Gene Ontology annotation, molecular function: alpha-1,2-mannosyltransferase activity. The coding region runs from base 156 to 1958 and encodes 600 amino acids. The transcript has 10 exons. NCBI's taxonomy places the organism in Eukaryota, Metazoa, Arthropoda, Insecta, Lepidoptera, Tortricidae.
CUGUCACCCUACCCUGAGUUUUGUCUCUGAUAGCUUGAUAAAAAUACAUACCGCAUACCACAUACAUAAUCGUUUUACGUGUAAUCCUAUACCUAAGAUGCGUGUUUUUCGCUAGAAACAUUAAUAUAAGUCGUAAGUGAUUUCUAAACUUUUCAAUGCCAUUAUCCGUACGGCAACGAACUAUUAUUAAUAAAAAUGGCGCUAAAAGAACCGCUAGUUUUAAAGGAAAGAGAUCGUCAAAAGUCAGUGAGGGAGAUGUACUAGUUGUGAAUGCUCCCUCAGAUCUGAGGAGUAUUGCAUAUCCGGGAGGAGCUGUGGUUUUAGUAUUGUUACUCACCGCUCGUUUACUAUCAUCUUAUUAUGGCCAUAUCGCAGACUGUGAUGAAACAUACAAUUAUUGGGAACCUUUGCACUAUCUUGUUUAUGGGAAUGGAUUGCAGACAUGGGAGUACAGUCCAGCCUUUGCUAUCAGAUCAUACAUGCCAUUGUGGUUAUUUGCCAUACCUGCAAAGAUACUAGCUGUAUUUAUGAGUCCUGUAAGCAUAUUUUAUGUGUUAAGAGCACUACUUGCUAGCUUGAGUGCCAUUGCAGAGCUGAUGUUUUAUAAAGCAAUAUGUCACGAAUACGGAGUCCAUGUGGGCCGGGUGUGGCUGGGGCUCACGCUGCCGGCGGCGGGCUGCUUCGCCAGCAGCGCCGCCAUGCUGCCGUCCGCCUGGAGCUCCGCGCUCACGGCGGUUGCGCUCGCGAGCUGGUGGCGGCGCCGGUACCCUGCCGCCGUCAUCUUCACGGCUGCUACUGCCUUACUGAGUUGGCCCUUUACAGCUUUAAUUGGAGUGCCUAUCGCUAUAGACAUGAUUUUUAUGAAACAACAAUUUGUAGCAUUCUUCAAGUGGUCAGUCAUAUCACUUGUCACAAUUUUGUUACCCAUGGUAAUAGUGGACUCCUGGCAGUAUGGGCGGCUAGUGAUAGCGCCAUGGAAUAUAGUAGCUUACAAUAUAUUUACCGAACAUGGACCAGAUUUAUACGGAGUUGAGCCUUGGACAUACUAUUUUGUGAAUGGAUUUCUUAAUUUCAAUAUUGUAUGGAUACUUGCUUUAUCGAGUCCACUGCUGUUGUUGGCGUGCACCGCCAUCUCGGCUCGUUCGACGGCGCGGGCCCCCUUCUGCUCCCCGUACUGGCUCGGGCUGAUGCCACUCGCGCUGUGGCUUAUAGUGUUCAUGUUACAGCCACACAAGGAGGAAAGAUUUUUGUACCCAGUCUACAAUAUGAUUGUGCUCGCCGGAGCUAUUGGUGUGGAUUGUUUGCAAAAGAUGACAUUUGCGGUCGGCACUGAACUGUUUAGAUGGCGGAGAAUGAGAGAAAAACGUCACUACCUCGUGUAUACCGGUGCACUCAUGGCAAUAUCUGUUUCCGUAGCCGGGAUUGUGAGUGUUUCACGGAUAACGGCGCUUUACAAUAACUACAACGCACCGAUGAACAUUCUGUAUCACCUGCCGGUCACGAAUGACACAAAUUUAUACCAAAACAAAUAUGUAUGUUUUGGUAAAGACUGGUACCGAUCGCCAUCUAGCUUCCACCUGCCUCCUGAGUACCGGAUUCGUUUCGUAGCCAGCGAGUUUAAUGGACAGCUACCUGCACCUUAUUCUUCGUCGCAUAAUGCCACCCGUCUCGUUCAGCCACAUUUUAAUGAUUUGAAUAAAGGUGACAACCGCACAUACCUCAGACCUACGGAAUGCCAUUAUUUGGUUGAUACGGACAUUGGACAGCCCACUGCUAUACAACCAGCAUAUCACCGAAACUCAACGGCCUGGGAAAUAGUCGCAAGCCUACCUAUAUUAGAUGCUGAGAGAUCUCAUACAAUUUUUAGGGCAUUUUAUGUGCCGUUUCUAUCGAAUAAACAUAAUGUUUACUCGUCAUUAUACUUGUUAAAAAACAAGAUUAUUGAUAGUUUGACGUGAAACUAGUCUUAAUUUUUAAGUUAUUUUAGUUAUAAUUUUAAAUAUUAAGGACCGUACGGUUAAUUAUGGGUAAGUAAUAAAAAUUAUAUACUUUUAAAACUCUCAAUAACGAACAUUUCUGUAAUUAUUAGGUAUUGUCAAUAUUAUCCUUUACUACCUAGUUUUUCGCACUUCGCUCUGUAGUCUUCGUUUAGCUAGAUCAUGAGGGUUAGACAAUGCUGUUUAUUUUUAUUGAUCGAUUGAUUUUAAAUCAAAUCAAAUGCAUUGAUUUUUUUACUCAUAACAUUUUUAUAUAAUUUCCAGGCUUUCAAGUAUUUUACGGUAGGAGACUGCUGAGAUGUGUAAUAUAAAAUAGGUAAUUAACAAUACGGUCCUUUAAUUAUUUACUAGUGAACAUAAAAUGGAACUGGUUUAUGUUCCUUCGGCGCUUCACAAAAUAUCUAUUCACUAACAGGAAAAAAUAAUGAUGCUGGCAUUUUUGUACUUAUGAAAGCUACUUUUUGAAUCAUGAAAUAAAAAAUAAUGAAAUACUUAAUGAUUCUAUGAAAAUAAUUUAAUUUUCACUAAACCAACUGGUAAAGGUUCUCUUGGUUAUCGAAAACGGAUAGCAAAAUUGCA